AUGGCGCCGGCGGUGCUGCAAUCAAUUCCGGAAGGUUUUACUCUAGCAGUUGAAACUAUCAACGAAAUACCACAGGAUAUAUUAGCAGAGAUUUGUAGGGAUGUUUUAUUAUUUCUGCAAUAUCGACUUGGUACUGUCAGUGUAGGUGAUUUUUACACAAAAUUAGAAAAUGUUGAAAUAGACUUCAGUAAACAGUCCAUCCAAGGAGCUGUCAAUGCCCUGAUAUAUCUAUUUAGAUGUGCUGCUAGAGAGAAAGUGUCAGCUGACGAGUUGAUUAGAGAAUUGAAAGGUACCUUGGCUUGGACUGAGAAUAGUUUAACUGUCAUCAAACACCUAUGGUCUGAGCAGGGGAAGACAUUGGUAUCAUCUGAUGCACUGCAACAAAUGUUAAAUAUUGGACAACUGGUAGAUAUGAAAUGGAAACUCGGUAUGGCAAUGAGUUCAGAUGCGUGUCGUAAUCUUAAUUCACCCUAUGUGUCCAUGACGCUAAACGUGGCAGACUCGUCAGGUCGGCACACCACGAAGACAUUUGAGAUGACAAUACCAGAAUUCCAAAAUUUCUAUAAACAAAUGAAGGAAAUGGCCUCAAUACUUGAAACGGUGUAA
Messenger RNA from Saccoglossus kowalevskii, 606 nucleotides. Its product is annotated as COMM domain-containing protein 6-like. Gene Ontology annotation, molecular function: NF-kappaB binding. NCBI's taxonomy places the organism in Eukaryota, Metazoa, Hemichordata, Enteropneusta, Harrimaniidae. The record is from RefSeq and is a predicted model, not a curated record.